Molecule: messenger RNA, 489 nt
Organism: Malassezia pachydermatis
Lineage: Eukaryota; Fungi; Basidiomycota; Malasseziomycetes; Malasseziales; Malasseziaceae
Exons: 2
Coding region: 1-489 (162 amino acids)
Source: RefSeq, a predicted model, not a curated record
AUGUUCGCGGUUCGCCAAGCCCUCCGGUCCUCCCGUACCAUUGCUUCUCGUACGAUCCCCACUGCUUUUCGUCUCUCGAUUCCUAGUGGUGUUCGCGCUUCGCGCGCCUUCUCUACCAGCAGCCACCGCGAGUCCAACGAGGCGCCUUGGGCGAUUGUUUCAGCGGCUGUAUUCGGCAGUUUGAUGGCCUAUGUUGUUACAAUGGAUGUGGGUCACCACGAAGAACAUGCUAUUCACUCCAAAUCUUCGGACGACGACGUCCCUGCCGACAAGAAGGAGUCUUCUAACGAGAGCACUUCUGAUAGCAAGGAAGAGAAUGAUGCCGACUCGGAUAACUCUGAAUCGAAGGAGCAGGAGUCUGGCAAGAAGGAGGAAAAGAAGGAUGUGAAGAAGGGCGAGGAGAAGAAUGAGGAAAAGGGCGAAAAGAAGGAAGAGGAGAAGGACGAGAAGGACGAGAAGGACGAGAAGGAAGAGAAGGAGGAGAAGUAA